CUCUCCCUCUCCCACUGCCAGCUGGCCGCGCUGCUGAGCCGCGACGAGCUCAACGUGCGCUGCGAGUCCGAGGUGUUCCAGGCGUGCGUGGCCUGGGUGCAGCAGGACCGCGCCGCCCGCGCCCCGUUCCUCCCGGCGCUGCUCCGCGCCGUGCGCUGCCACGCGCUCACGCCGCGCUUCCUCCGCGCCCAGCUCCGCCGCGACCUCGGCCGCGACGCCCUGCGCUACCUGGCCCGCGUCUUCCGCGAGCUGUCCCUGCACAGACCCUCCGGAGACCACCCCCCCGGCAGGACCCCCAAGGUCAGGCAGAUGAUUUACGCCGCCGGGGGUUACCUGAGGAGGUCGCUGAGCACCUUGGAGGCGUUGGACCCCGAGGGUGGGCGGUGGGUGAGGUUGGCGGAGCUGGAGACGCCGCGCUCGGGGUUGGGGGGCUGCGUGGUCGGGGGGCUUUUUUACGCCGUGGGGGGUAGGAAUAACUCGGCGGAGGGGAACACGGACUCGGCGGCCGUGGAUUGCUACAACCCCGUGAGCGGGCGCUGGUCGCCCUGCGCGCCCAUGAGCGUGCCCAGGAACAGGAUCGGGGUGGGGGUCAUCGACGGGCUCAUCUACGCCGUGGGGGGGUCGCACGGCUGCACCCACCACUGCUCCGUGGAGAGGUGA
Pyrgilauda ruficollis (rufous-necked snowfinch) is the source of this 660-nucleotide messenger RNA. Its product is annotated as kelch-like ECH-associated protein 1. The transcript has a single exon. NCBI's taxonomy places the organism in Eukaryota, Metazoa, Chordata, Aves, Passeriformes, Passeridae. The annotation marks the transcript as partial. Gene Ontology annotation, molecular function: protein binding. The record is from RefSeq and is a predicted model, not a curated record.